CCGGAGGAAACGUCCUCUCCCUUUAACAGUCCGAUUCCUCCAGCGGAAGUGGGCGCUGAGAUACCACAGAGGCCUUUGAAGCAGGACCAGCUAAGGGAAGGCUCGCUAGAAACAGAGGCAGGGAGCAUCCUGGAUGUCUCUAUCUAUUGCCCACCUCUCUCGGUCUGAACGAAUCUCUUCCCCAUUUGCUUCAGCGAAGAUAAGGCCGGCACCAAACCAGACCAGAGGCCCAUCUAGGCCGGCCCCCCGUUUCCUACCUUGGCCAGCUAGGUGUCUCUUGGAAGUUGCUGAGUGAUCCAUCAAAAAGGACGCGGCCGCUGCAGGAUUCUGCCCAGAGAUCCUUGUGGAGGAAGGUCAUGGAAAAGGUCUGUGAGAUCGUGGUGACUCUUGAUGAUGACAGAUGGGAGAACGCAACAGAACGACAGGGGUAUGAAAAUGCAACAGAGGGAAAGGAAACAGACGUCAGUCGGAUUGAGCGAAGCCUUUAUAACGAGGAGAAGCCCUAUAACUGCUUGGCCUGUGGAAAAAGCUUCCACCACCGUACACUCCUCACGAGACAUCAACAGAUACACAUGGGGAAGAAGCCACAUAAAUGCUCCGAGUGUGGAAAGAGCUUUAGUCAGAAGUCACAUCUCACUUGUCACCAGAGAAUUCACACGGGGGAAAAGCCAUAUUCAUGCAUGGAGUGUGGGAAGAAGUUCCAUCAGAAGGUGCAACUUGCUUCCCAUCAAGCAAUUCACAUGGAGAAGGAAUCGUAUCCAUGUUUGGAAUGCGGGAAAUGCUUCAGUCAGCAGAUAUACCUCACUUCUCAUCAAAGGAUUCAUACAGGGGAGAAGCCGCAUAAAUGUAUGCAGUGUGGGAAAAGCUUCAGUGCCAGGAGCAACCUGAGCACCCAUCGAAAAAUUCACACAGGCGAGAAACCCUAUAAAUGCCUUGAGUGCGAGAAAGGUUUUGUGAAGAAAUCAGACCUUACUGUCCAUCAAAGAGUUCACACUGGAGAAAAGCCGUAUCAGUGCUCCGAUUGCGGGAAGAGCUUCAGUGAAAAGCAAAAUUUCAAUAAACAUCAAAGAGUUCACACAGGGGAGAAGCCGUACGAAUGCUUGGCAUGCAGGAAGAGGUUCAGGCAGAAGACACACCUCAAAGAGCAUCAGAUGAUUCACACCAGGGGGGAAAACCACACACGUGCUUAGAAUGUGGGAAGCACUUCCGUCU
Pogona vitticeps (central bearded dragon) is the source of this 1212-nucleotide messenger RNA. Lineage: Eukaryota; Metazoa; Chordata; Lepidosauria; Squamata; Agamidae. The record is from RefSeq and is a predicted model, not a curated record.